This is a messenger RNA of Acomys russatus (golden spiny mouse), 766 nucleotides long. RefSeq names its product family with sequence similarity 174 member B (gene Fam174b). The transcript is spliced from 3 exons. NCBI's taxonomy places the organism in Eukaryota, Metazoa, Chordata, Mammalia, Rodentia, Muridae. The record is from RefSeq and is a predicted model, not a curated record. The coding region runs from base 35 to 766 and encodes 243 amino acids.
GGCUCAGGCCUCCGCACCGUGCGCGUAGCGCACCAUGAGCGCCCUGCCUUCGCCUCCGCCACUGCUGCUGCUGCUUGCCCUCCUGGCCGCGCCCUCUGUCCUCGCUCGCAGAGCUGAGUCCGCCUCGGCUUCACAGCCCGAAGCAGACCACCAGCUUCCGCUCGAUCCUGGGAAUGGCACCCGGCUGGGUUCUGGCGUGGCGGGCGGGAGAGGCUCUAACAGCAGCAGCAACGCAGUGGUGACACGCAUCUCCAGCCUGCUUCGCGACCUGCCCACCCUGAAGGCGACAGUGAUCGUGGCGUGCGCCUUCAGCGCAUUGCUCAUCGCCUGCCUUCUGCUGCGGGUCUUCAGGUCAGGAAAAAGGUUGAAGAAGACCCGCAAGUAUGACAUCAUCACCACUCCUGCUGAGCGUGUGGAAAUGGCCCCCCUGAAUGAAGAGGAUGAUGAGGAUGAGGAUGCCACAGUAUUUGACAUCAAAUAUAGGUAUGGGCUGGGGCAGAGGUUUCCUCCUGGGCUGAGUAGGAUGGUUCUUGUUCUCUUGUUCGUAUCAUGGUGGAGCCUGUUUCUAUCAGUACUGGUAACAGUACUCAGGGAUCCAGGAGAGCGGGGCUGGCAGGUAAAAACUUUUCUGGCAUGUCAGCAUCCUGUGGGAAGCUGGUCAGCUGCAGCCUGGGACGUGAAGGUCUGGGCACCGUCUCUCAUUGGCAUUGGACCCAAGCCCAUGCUGUUUAUGAAGCUCUGGUUCGAUUUUACGUGUCCAGCUUAG